AUGUACGUUAAAGUAAGAACAAUGGAUGGCAAACAAGAGGCAAUGUUAACCAUAUCAAGAGCAAUAGAAGUGCAAGAUUUCAAGGUAAAAUGAACGUAGCACGAAAAAUGCUAUUUUCAAAAGAAGCAAUUUUUUAAUAUUUUUCUUUUCUUAUGAAAUUGUCUCUGUGCUGCGUUUCAUGGUAGAGCUUUUGAAACAGAAGUUCUCUGAGUUUAUUAAAUACUCCAUGUUUGUAAAAGAUAUUCAUUUGAAUGUUGCUAUAAUGCUUGGUAAAUUACUAUAUUUUCGUCUGCUUAAAUAGAUUUUAUCCUGAGAUAAAACAUUUGCAGUAUAUGCAUAUUUGGACUAUAUUUAUGUAAAUAUAAAUGUAACAAUGUUUCAUAAAAACUCUAAUUCACAAAAAUAUUGUUUUUAUAGCGUGUGAUUGAAGAGGAGAUGAAUGUAAAAGUGGACUUACAACGAUUGUUCUAUCGUGGAAAACAAUUAGAAAAUGAUUAUACAUUACAUGAUUAUAAUAUUAAUAUAAAUGAUGUUAUUCAAUUAGUGAUAAAAAUUAACGGUUUUGAAAAUAGUAACACUCCUGCUUCCAGCAGCAGUGUUACUACUAUUUCUAGUUUUAAUUCUGAAAAAGAAAUUGCAGAUAUUUCUAAUAAUGGAGAGAAAUUACUUGAAGCACUUACUGAAAGCCUAUAUUAUAAAACUGGAGAUGUAGUAGAUUGCCUCAAUCGAAUUUAUGGAGCUUGGUUUGAGGCAAUAAUAUUAAAGAUCUUUAAAAAAGAUGAUAAAAUUAUUUAUAAUAUGCAGUGGGAAUGUGAUGAUGAAGCUCCAUCUUUUAAUGUAUCUGAGUCAUUAAUAAGACCGCGUGCAAGACAUUUGUUACAAUUUGACAAUUUAGAAGUAGGUCAAAAAGUGAUGAUUAAUUAUAAUGUGGAUGAUUCUAAAGAAAUUGGUUUUUGGUACGAUUUUACAAUAUUGAAUAUAAUUAAAAAGAGAAAAGUACAAGAACUUAUUGGGAUAUUGCAUAUUGGAAAAGAUGAAUCAAUCGACAAUCUGAAAGUGAAAGCUAGGGAUGAUAUUUUUGCCAUAGAAGAACCAAAAUUUCUUAAAGACAGAACCGAAGAUGAACAAUAUAUGGUCAGUAAACGAAGACGUGUACAAGCUAAAUGUAAUAAAUGUUACGACAAUCCUAACAAGAAAUGCAGAGAAUGUGGUUGUAGAAUUUGUGCUGGAAAAGAAAAUGAACAUAAUCUUCUCUUAUGCGAUGAGUGUGACUUCGCAUAUCAUAUAGGCUGUUUGAAUCCCCCAUUAACAUCCGUACCUGAAGAAGAUUACUGGUAUUGCUCGGAAUGUAAAAAUGAUGAAAAUGAAAUUGUGAAGGCAGGUGAUAAACUCAAACAAACGAAAAAGAAAAAUGAAAAUAGUAAUAAUAAAAGAAAAAAUUGGGAUAGAGGAAUGGCAUGUGUAGGAAAAACAAAAGUGUGCACUAUAGUUUCAAGCUGUCAUGUCGGACCUAUUCCAGGAGUAGAAGUUGGAACUAGCUGGUUGUAUAGACUACAGGUAAGUGAAUCUGGAGUACAUAGACCGCAUAUAGCUGGAAUUCAUGGAAGAUCAUCACAGUGUGCAUAUUCUAUUGUAUUGUCUGGAGGGUAUGAGGGUAAUAUUGACAAUGGCGAUGAGUUUAUUUAUACUGGCUCUGGAGGCAGAGAUUUAUCAGGAAACAAAAGAACAGCUGCACGACAAACUCGUGAUCAGUCAUUGACUAAGAUGAACAAAGCAUUGGCUAUAAAUUGCAAUGCAGAAUUCAAUCCGAGAAUCGGCGCCACAGCGGAAUAUUGGAGAGAUGGUAUACCUGUAAGAGUUGUGAGAAACUACAAGCUUGCUAAAUUCAGCAAAUAUGCACCACAAGAAGGCAACAGAUAUGACGGUAUAUAUAAGGUGGUAAAGUAUUAUCCAGAUAUAGGUGAAAGCGGAUUUCGCAUAUGGAAAUUUUUAUUAAGAAGAGAUGAUCCAAUACCUGCACCAUGGACUAAAGAGGGUAAAGCACGAAUAACGGCACUCGGUUUGGAAUUAAUAUAUCCAGAUGGAUAUUUAGAAGCAAGGGCAAAAGAUGAAGUAAAUGAAAUAAAUAAAAAACGAAAUUUAUUUAUGGAAGAAUCUGCUACUUCGAAUGAAGAGAAACAACAGAAAAAGAAACAAAAAUUGGAGGGUUAUAAAUUAGAAAGUGAAAUAGUAAAAUGUAUCGAGCAAGAUCGGACAAACGCAAAAUUAUGGAAUGAAUGUCGUAAAGCCGUACAAAAUGGUAAACCUGCAUUUUUGCAAUAUGUUUCAGAAAGAUUCACAUGUCCUUGUUGUUUGGAACUUGUUUACAAUCCUAUCACGACUCCAUGCGCACAUAAUAUUUGUCUUAAUUGUUUGAAACGUAGUUUUUUAAUGGGUGGGCGAUGUUGCCCGUCAUGUCGUUAUUUAUUUGAUGGAAAUUAUAAAAUGAUAAUUAAUACAUUUUUAUCAUCUGCUUUAUUAUUGCUUUAUCCAGGUUACAAAGGUGGAUAACAUUAAUUUUUGAUAAAAUAAUACUUAUAUCCCUAAAAUACAAAUUUUCACAUGCCAAUUCAAACUGCAUUAUAAUAAUAUGUCUGCAUAAAUGUCUAGAUACGACUUGUGUUUUAAUAACGAGAGUAUGAUUUUUGGUAUAAUACAUAGUUAUAAGAAGAGCAACAUAUUCUGCUCAUUUUUAUUUAUAUAAAAAGUUUGUUAAUAUCAAUAACAAUACUACAAUAAUAUUUUUAUUAUUAAUAAUAUAUUUUUCCAGUCGUAGAUUUGCAGUCAUAAAAUGACUGAUAAUAUUAAUUAAAUAAUAAUUAUUAUUAUUGUAAUACUUAUUAUGUUGAUUUUUGAUUUGUAUAAUUUCAAAUUUUAUAUCCACAAGGUAGAUCAUUUAAAUGGGAUUAUUUUUUUUUUGAUUGUUAUUUAUAGAGACAUGGAUAAACUUUGUUAAUAAGUUAUUCAAUACGGGACUAUGGCAGUAAUGACUUUUUUUGUAGAUGGAGAGGCUUCAAGUAUUUCAAGAUUACCCUUUAGAUCAUUCUUUCUUUACAAAAAAGAUUAACCUACAUAUAUCAAAAGACUAUUUAGUCUAGAAGGUAUUUUAUUUUAAUUUUAUAGAAUCUGUUGAAUGAAAAACAAAGGACGGUAUGAGUGUAAGAAUACUGCCUUUGCCCUUUCUCGUUUUUUACAAAUCAAAAUCUUACAACAAAAUCACUACUGCCAUAUUAGGGUCUCUAAUAUUGAAUAACUUUUAUUUUUAUUUUUUUUUACAAAGUUUAUUCAUGUUUUAAGAACAACGGAGUUAUUUAGAUGGAUCCAUUUUAGGAGUUAAGUAAAUCCCACUUAAGUGGUCCACGUUGUAUAUGUACUAUACGGUUUAUGUAUUGACUACAAACUAUAUAUGUUUGAUCAUUUAUUUGUAUAUGUACAUGUGAUGUGUUUUAAUUUAAACCAAUUGUACGUGGUUCUAAUUUGCAUUUUAAUGAAUUAUAUUGCUUUUUUUUAGUUAGCAUAAUUUUCACAAUAUCAAUAAUGUUAUGAAUCAUGUUAUUUUACAGUGAAUUAAAUAAAUAUUUUUUUAUUACAAUUGAUGUGAUGUUAUUAAUUACACAUCAAAAAGAAAGUUAUUUUAUUGAUCUCUUUGAUCAAAAGAUUGAACUAUUUCACUUAUCCAUUGGAGAUAUUUGUUGCUUCCAUUUUGAAUCUAAAAUAAAAUAUUGUUCAACUACUUUUGCCAUGCAUUAAAUUGGAAUAUAGUGUACCUUGUACAUUAAAAUAUAAAUACUUACAGGUAAUGAAAUCACCUCACAGACUUCAUAAGGAUGAUUCUCCCUGUUUAAAAUCAGUGCAAGAUAAAUUUUAAACAUACACAUAUAAUUUAAAAACAUCAUUUAUACUUACAUUACGUAUUUCGUUAAUGCAUCCACAGUAUCAGUUCUAGUUUUUAUCAUCUAAAAAAUAAAUAAUACAAGAUGCGUAUCAAUAAUUUAGACUUACUAUCAUUAUUUUAUAUAUAUCUUACCAACAAAAGUUCGCUAUCUUCGUUGAUUUCAUUUUUCCACUCGUACCUGUAAUGUGCAAAUAAUGUUACUCCACUUUGAGAUAUAUACUUUAUAGCGUGUAUAUGUAUAUAUUAUACUUACACUGACGUAAGUCCCGGUAUAAUAUUAACGCAAGCGGCUAAUUUAUUUUUCACCAAACCACUGUAAAUUAAAUGGAACAAUUAUUUUUGUAAUCUGUAAUUAUUUUUCAGGGAGUUAAUUCCCAAUAGAUUACAUUAAUUCUUACUGAGCCAAUUUUUUAGCAACUUCCUGCGUCGGAACCGUUACGUAUGCAACGGAAUGAACUCCUGCGAAGCUACUCAUGUUUCUAUAGGUAGCAGUAGUAACACUUUUGGAUAAACAAAAGAACGUAAUAAUUCCCAAAAUCGGCUUGCAGAACAUAAGUGAUAUUUGCUUUAUUCAAUGUUUCGGUACCGGUACUUUCCUACCGACUUGAAGGCUGCUUCAAAAGCAGCAACUUCACGUAUAUAUACUUUCAAGUCGAAGCACUUUAAAAUCGAUUAGUCGAAGACAAAUAUCUAAGGUAGAAUUAUUUUGAAAAAGCAAAUGGCGGUCUUUUAACGAAAGAAUUUACUCCUUUGCUCUGAAAGGGAUCAACUUUAAAGAUUCACACAAAUUAGAAAAGCUAAAAUUAAUAUUUAAAAGGUCAUACGCCAUUUUAUAGGCAACAUUAA
Molecule: messenger RNA, 4780 nt
Organism: Heterotrigona itama
Lineage: Eukaryota; Metazoa; Arthropoda; Insecta; Hymenoptera; Apidae
Source: the annotation of a GenBank genome assembly